AUGAAAUACGCGAUCUGCUACUUCAUCCUGCUCUGCUUGUGCUCGCCGUUCCCCGCCCUGGCCAAACGUGGAGGCGGAAGCUUUGGACGUGGCGGAAGUGGAGCGCGCACGAACCCGUCGAGCAACUCCAACAACCACUAUCACGGCGGCGCCGCGUCUCCAGCAGCCGCUCCCGCUCGCCCUGCCCACUACUCCAACAACGGCUACAACCCGAACAACGGCUUCAAUCCCAAUAACGGCUACAACCCGAAGUUUCACCUGCCAGUUGGCGGGAUCAAGCAGGGCGGUUACGGCAAAGUGCAUCAGCCGGAUUUGAAACCGAAGAAGUCGCACACGUUGAAGAACGCAAUAAUUGGCGGUGCUGUUGGCGGAGCUGUCGGCGCCGUCGCGGGCGGAUUGAUCUUCGAGGCCGGAAAAGCGUAUAUCGGCUCCCGAAGCGCACCCGCUGGCACUUUCGACGACCGCAACUACUAUUGGGGCCGCGAGUACUCUCCUCUUUCCGCGGGCCAAAUUGAGUGCACCAUGCCUGUUGAAAAAUUCUUGGAAGGACGGCUGGGACCGAACCAGACGCUACCAUUGUUCAAGGAUGGUGACGCGCCGAAAGAAGUCGUUUGGGCAUGUAGCUCGUACGAGCGUUGCUGCGAAACGAAGUGCUGCGAUCGACUGCGUACGGUCUAUGUACGGGAUCGACCAGCCGUCCACCCGUCAUCGCCAGAUACUGCGAGGAUCGUCGCCGUCAUCAUCGUAUUCGUUCUGCUCGCCUGCUGCUGUCUUUGGUGCUGUCGCCGGAGCUCCAAGGAUAAUUCUCAGAAUACGACAAUGGAAGACGAUAUCGACAUUCACGCUCCGCCGCCGGCGUACACGCAGCAGGAAACUUGCAAGCCAGUCUACUACCCGACUGCUGGCUACCAGCCUCUCUACCCUAACCAAUAUCCGCCGAAUCCCACCUAC
Molecule: messenger RNA, 951 nt
Organism: Mesorhabditis spiculigera
Lineage: Eukaryota; Metazoa; Nematoda; Chromadorea; Rhabditida; Rhabditidae
Source: the annotation of a GenBank genome assembly